UCGUCAGAAGUGCUUGAUCGAGCUCUACUUUCUUGCAAGUGUUGAGUGGGUUAAGACGUGCCAAUUGCCCGUGAGUUCUAGUGACCAGAUUUUCUAAAACAGCAACAAGUUCGAGCUACGUCUUUUUUUUAACGAAAAGUGAGCGGUUAAUUGCGCCGAACGCCCCAAGCCUUCGAAGCACAAACAAUAUAGAUUUCCCGCGCCAGCGACCAACCACGAGCCGCGCCGCCACCACGUGAGCAGCCUCCUCUAUAAAAGCGCCCAUCUCCCUCCACCGGGUUCUCUUUUCCAUAAAAGUUGUAGUAGGUUGUGUCAGUGUUCGACAAAGGUUCAGUGCAAGAAUGCCGGAAACGUCGCUCAUCAACGGGUACACCAACGGCCACAACAACAUGUACGAACUCGAAGACGGUUCCAACUUCCUCUUCACCUCGGAGUCCGUGGGCGAGGGACACCCAGAUAAAAUGUGCGAUCAGAUUAGUGACGCCAUUCUGGAUGCCCACUUGCAGCAGGACCCCGACGCGAAGGUCGCUUGUGAAACCGUCACCAAGACCGGGAUGAUUCUCCUCUGCGGCGAAAUCACGUCUAAGGCCGUCGUCGACUACCAGAAGGUCGUCCGCGAGACCGUGGCCCACAUUGGCUACGACGACUCCUCCAAAGGCUUGGACUGGCGCACGCUCAAUCUCCUGGUGGCGAUAGAACAGCAGUCUCCCAACAUAGCAAAGGGUGUUUACGAAAACAGAGAGGAGCUAGAGCUCGGUGCGGGCGACCAGGGUUUGAUGUUCGGCUAUGCCACAGACGAAACGGAAGAGUGUAUGCCCUUGACGGUAGUUUUAGCACACAGACUUAACCACAGAAUCGCCGAACUGAGGAGGAACGGCCAGUUCUGGUGGGCCAGACCAGAUUCCAAAACACAAGUUACUUGCGAAUAUUCCUUCGACCACGGAGCUUGCAUCCCCCAACGAGUCCACACAGUUGUAGUUUCGGUACAACACAGUGACAAGAUCUCGUUGAGCGAACUCCGAGAGGAAAUCCUCAACAAAGUCAUCAACGCAGUCAUUCCAGAACAGUACUUGGACAACCAAACCAUCGUCCACAUCAACCCGUGCGGACUGUUCAUCAUCGGUGGACCCCAGAGCGACGCCGGCUUGACCGGCCGCAAGAUCAUCGUGGACACCUACGGAGGCUGGGGUGCCCACGGAGGUGGGGCCUUCUCUGGAAAAGAUUUCACAAAAGUCGACAGAUCUGCGGCGUACGCGGCUCGCUGGGUCGCCAAAUCCCUCGUCAAGGCCGGCCUUUGCCGAAGGUGCCUGGUACAAGUCGCCUACGCCAUUGGAGUUGCUGAACCUUUGUCAAUCACUGUUUUCGAUUACGGAACUUCCAAGCUCUCGCAGAAGCAGUUGCUCGCCGUCGUCAAGAAUAACUUCGACCUACGACCGGGAAAAAUCGUCAAGGAGCUGAACCUCCGCCAGCCCAUUUACCAGAAGACGAGCACGUACGGGCACUUCGGCCGCGACGGCUUCAGCUGGGAAAAGCCGAAGGUUCUGCGCCUCGACUGACGGCCUCUAACCUAACCUCCUUCCCCCCUAACCGUCUUUCUCUGUUGUAGCUCUCCCUAAUUGUGUGUAGUUCCUUCUGUCCGAAGCCUGUUGCGGGUGCUAUGGGAAGUGGCACUUGUUCGUGGUUGCGACGGUGACGGUCGGCCUGUACAGAUCACAGUAGGUACCGAGCGCGGUACUACUGCAAAUUUGUGUAGAGUGAAAGGUUCUGUUCCCGCUAGACUUGUUUUCACUCGACACCUUGUGUUGUGUUUACGAAAAAGAAUCUAUUUGGAAAAGAGCAUUUGCGAAAACACUCCGAUCUGUGCACGGCCCGGCCCAGGGUGCGAUUGUUCAUUCACAUGACUUAGGCAUUUAUCAAGCUGCCACUGGAAAUUUCUUCUUUUAUAGUGUUGUAAUUGUUAUGACUUAACUGACCAUAGGCGUAGAUCUGUAGGAAUAGGUUGUAUAGAUUUUAACGUCAAUAUUUAAAUUAUUUAUAACGUGUAAUGACAGGUAGCGUAAACAUGAAGCCAUUCGUAUGGUGUCUUUGUUUUUACCGAUUCCAUUUAUUAUAUUCAGUGCGAUUUCGAGGAGCUUUGUCUUUAUUUUAAUGAAUAAAUUGGAUUAGAAAAUA
Messenger RNA from Zophobas morio, 2172 nucleotides. Its product is annotated as S-adenosylmethionine synthase. Gene Ontology annotation, molecular function: ATP binding; methionine adenosyltransferase activity. The transcript is spliced from 10 exons. Gene Ontology annotation, cellular component: cytosol. The coding region runs from base 342 to 1556 and encodes 404 amino acids. The record is from RefSeq and is a predicted model, not a curated record. Gene Ontology annotation, biological process: S-adenosylmethionine biosynthetic process. NCBI's taxonomy places the organism in Eukaryota, Metazoa, Arthropoda, Insecta, Coleoptera, Tenebrionidae.